This is a messenger RNA of Seriola dumerili (greater amberjack), 1283 nucleotides long. RefSeq names its product chromosome unknown C19orf53 homolog (gene cunh19orf53). The coding region runs from base 25 to 318 and encodes 97 amino acids. NCBI's taxonomy places the organism in Eukaryota, Metazoa, Chordata, Actinopteri, Carangiformes, Carangidae. The transcript is spliced from 3 exons. The record is from RefSeq and is a predicted model, not a curated record.
UUCUUGUAUUUCCGGUUAGCAAAAAUGGCUCAGGGUAAACAAAAGUUUAAAGCUCAGCGGCCAGGAGCCUCCAAGAAAAACCAACAAAACAAACAGAAAGGACCGAAGAAAGGAGGGAGGAUCAUCGCACCCAAGAAGGCUCAAGUGGUUCAGCAACAGAAACUGAAGAAGGGUCUAGAAGUUGCCAUCAGGAACAAGAUUGAGCAGGAGGUGACCCAGAGGGCCAGCUCCUCCCUCCACAAGCCGCUGAGUGUGGUUAAAGGGUCUGAAAGUAAAGGCAACCCAGGAGCAGCCCGUCCAGGAAGCAGCUCCAAGUAGGACCAGAUACCACACCUCGCACCUACAGACCUGAAUCUGAUGAUGUUACAACACAAAGGACUGAGUUGAAGCAUCAGUGAGCUAAAUUUAAUAUUUCAAAUGUAACCUGUCCUGUUCCCAAGUCACUCACUGUUUGAGGCAUAUAGAAAUAAUCAGACAUACUUGUAAAGAUGCUUGUUUAAGUUCAUCAAAGACACAUUCAAAACAAGAGACAAGACAUUUUUGGAUGAAAUGCAUCACAGGGUCAUGAACAUUACAUAAACAUCCACUGGAUGGCACCACAGGACUUUACACUUUACACUGCAAUGAUUAAAACAGAAAGGACAUUAAAACGUAAUUCUACUUGGAAAAGGUAUUCUGUCACAUUUUUGUAUAGUCAUCAUUAUAUAGAAAAUAAAUAAGGAUAAUGAGAUUCAGAGCUCUCUGAGAACGAAAUGGGCUUGACAAAAAAGGUUUGAUGGUGUUGUGUCAGUUCAUUGUCUUUAUUCCAAUCCAGCUGUGAGGAUGUUCACACAUAAGGAGUAGGGUCUGUGAAGAUGAUCCUAGUAGCAGAGAAAGUGAAAAGCAAAAGAAUUUCAGCAUUCAACUUAAAUAUUCUUGCACCUGUCACUGUCCUUUCAAAUAUGUUCAAGACACUUUGCAAGUGUAAAUUCCAGCCAUGCUGAUCACUUCUGUAAAUAUUUAAUGGUAUUGAAACAAUCUGUUGUGAGCAGGGUGGGAAUGUGGCCUGGAAAAUACAGCACAGAUGAAUGAAUCCAUCCAGAUCAUGUGCAGGCUGGCAGUAAAACUGAUUUGAGUGUUUCCGAUAAAUUUUUCAAAUGUGAGAAAUUAGAAGUGGGUUUCUCAUCAGGAUUUUAUUGUUUGUUUAACAAUACACUUUCCAUUAGCUGAUUGAAUGCAAAGUUUUUGUAAUUGCUUUAUUUUUUUGAAUGGAGUAUUUUAAUUAAAUAUUAUUUUGAGAAGUG